AUUUUUAACGGCGUGUCAAACGAUCUUUUUAUUUCUAAAUAGUACAACUAAACGGAAGAAAGAUCUAAGGAGAAUCUUUAUUUUCAAGUUAUACGAUUUUCGGUAAAACGUAAAAAUUCUAAAUGAUGUUGUUUCAGUUUCGACAUUAUCGACCGACGUCUAAUUACUAGUUUGAGGAAUACAUCGUUGAACUUUGUAGCGCUAAAGUGCUUGAGUCAUUCAUCGAAGAAUCUGUCAAAUUAUUGGUUAUAAAACGCGUAAUUGAUAUGAAUUGAGUGCGGAAAAUAUCUCAUUGUACCUACAGCAUUAUUAUUCGGGGAUUUGAAUAUAUUUUUGAUCACGAAACAAUUAGUAUCCAAUGUCAAGAGUAUGACUGGAUUACUUGCGUUUUGUAUCAUCUUUUUUAUACUUUAUUGUAAUUUUACAUGGGUGAUACCAAGAGGGUUAUCAUGGCUAGUGAAGCGUCGUUACAAAAUUCAUUUACGGGUAGGCCACAUUUCUCUACCUUACUUUAUCCUCCGUGAUGUCAAUAUAACUAAAAAUGGUUUCACAUUGCAAGUUGAAGAGAUAAGUAUACGCAGCAGUUUAUUUAGCAGCGAUGUGGCAAAAUUAUUGGCUGUUGUUAUGAGGGAUGUCAGAAUAAAUAAAGAUGUCCCAGUUGGUCCGACAUACAAGAUAGAACAAUCUAACAAAGUGCUGGAUUUUAGAAACAAGAAGAUACCUCCUAUAAUUAUAACAUUUGUACAGUUUAUGGCUGUGCACGUGGAGAACUUGAGCCUGCUGGCUCUUGGCAAUGGCUGGUUAGCGAAUGGAAGUGCAGAAAGUCUCAGUUUGGACGGUAGUAUUGUACACGGUGCACGGACACUCUUAGCAUCUGCUUCCAUCGUUGGCGGUGCUAUGAAAUUACUGCGACAUGCUUCUGAUGCGUGUCUCUCACAAAUAACAUUUGCUGGAACAGUAGAAGCUACAUUUAAAGCUCAGGGAGAACUUUCAUUUGAGACCUUAUAUGUCGGAGUAACACAGACCGAAGGAUCCGGUGGUGCGGGCCUUGUCCAUUUUUUGAGAGACAGACUAACACUGAGUCCUGCAGCAUCGUGCAGCAAUGUAAAUAAUAAUUCGUCCAAUAACAUAAUAGCUAGAUUCGCGCCUAUUUUCCCCAAAGAUUUCACAUUGAAAAUUGGUAAUUCGUUGAUAAUAGCUGGCAGGGAGGACAGUAGCAUGAUAGGUUUGGAGGGUACCUUGAGAAGUCUACAGGUCAAUGCAAAAUUCCAAGCUGAUAUGAUGCGGUUGAAUUUUACUAUAAAUUUAGAUGGCUUGUGCAUACGCGGAAGGCUGCCUAUUUUAACUCUACAAUCACUGUCGAUCGAUACAAAGUUGGAGGAGAACGUUUUAUUCGUUAGUGUGCAGCUGAAUAAUCUGUCGAUAAUGUACGAUCACCGAGACUGGGAGUCGUUGUACACUAACGAGAAUGACAUUUCGAAGCCUGUCAGCGGUAUAUCGUUGAGAGAUCGACUGCCGAGUUUCGAAAUGAGACUAGAUACGGAGCUGUACGAUUCCUCGUUGAACAUUAAAUUGCCGGACGUGCAGGAAGCGUCCUGUGGGGUGGCGCACAUGAAAUUCUCCUUGAAUUCAUCCACAGACAAAACCGAGGAUCUGAAUACAGAAUUGGUCGUCGAGUCUUUGUACUGCGCUUUGAACGGCGUCAACGGCAACGUCUCCGAGACAUCCCACCAAUGGGGCAGCCCGCUCUCUGUCGGGGUGCUGUUAGCGACCACUCGCAGCAACGCAAUAGGAAUCGCAGUCGACGCUCUCGUGACCGAAUGGAGUUUGGAGCUCGCCAAGUUUUUCGAGCAAGCUUAUAGGUGCUGCAAGAAGUAUCAACAGCCGAUAGCGAAGAAGAAGGAUGCGGCGUCGCGCGAUCCUAUGCAGUUGAAUCUGAAAAUCACAAAUUGCAAUCUGUUCUUCAUCGCCGAGAACGAGCUGUCCAUAAUGAUGCGUUUGGACAUAGCAACCGUGGAGCAGAGCGCGAAGCGAUUCGUAGGCGUGGCGGAAGGCAUGAGCGCGAUAACUCUCAACAAGAACGAGCCGGUCAUGUGCCAGCACGCGCAAGCUUUGACCCAUUCGUUUCUGGCGAUACGGAAGUGCAAAGCUGCCAUUAAUUCCGACGCCGUGAACAUCAGCCUCGACGGCACUAGUCUAGCGUGGAGCCCCAAUCUGCAUCUUCGCUUGAUGCAGUUCUGGGUGGAGUCCGAGGACUUCAGAUGUAUCAUCUCGAAUGAAAUGAGCGCGACCCGUAUUGAAGAAGUGCAAAAGAAGAAACGCGUUCUGGAUUUGCUGGCGACGGGUGGGAUCACCGUCACCAUCGACGUUUCCACGAAACACUUCCUGAUACUGACGUCCGAUCAGUUGCGUUGGUCGCAGGGCGAAUGGCGACUCAAUUACGUGCGGGUCACUCUGGACAUGGCCGAUAUAAUAAUGAUCGAAGGUUUCGAAUUAGUGCGCGUGAACGAUAACGCGGAGGUGCGAGUGGAGAGGCAGAGCAACGAGGGCUUCGUGCUGGAUUGGAACGAGUGCUGGGCGUUGAACGUGGACUCCAUUAAAAUCUGCUUUCCGUACGAGCAUCAGUUCACAAACGCGAUACAGAACGAGCUGUUCAGCAUCAGGAGGUGGCUGAAGGAGAUCCACUCUACGAGCGCGUCCAAGUGGGAGUCCCUGCCGUGCGAUAUGGUAAUCAAGAUCAAGGAAUGGACGUUCGAGGUCGGUGACGAUCCGUUCGAGGUGCGUCUGCGCGACAAUUACGAGCUGCUGGAGGACGAGUACAAGGAGAGCCUGAAGCGGCAGGCGAUGCUGGACGCCAAGGUGCACGAGCUCUGUCGCGCGCAUUUACUGCUGCCGCAGGGGAAGGUCGAGGAACUGUACGCCAGUCUGAACAAGAAGAACGCGGAGAUCUACGUGCAGAGAUGGAAGCAGAUGCAACGGGCUGGUCCCGCGAGAACCCGGCUGUUCGCCUGGACGAUGCUGGACCUGGAGAUACUGGCUUUGGCCGAUCCGUCCAUCAACGGCACGGAGAAGGCGAUGAGGGCGCUCCGCGAGAUGGACCCGGAGACGCCAUGGCCCGAAGACGGCCUGGAAUUCAGCACCCUCUGGGUCAGGGGGAUCAGCCUGAAGUGCGCGGAAUGGAAGCUCCAGCUUCGCGAUUUCCCGCAGCCGCUGCUCGUGGUGGAGAACCUGAACAUAUGGGGCAGACUGGCCGGAGCGGAGGCUUUGGCACCGCUGAGGGCGAAGAGGACCGUCAGGAUCGAGAUCGGCGCACCGUGGGAGGACAUAGUGGUGGAGAGGGGCAUGACGUCCCUCAAGUAUUACCACGACCUCAACUGGGACAUCGACAAGUUCAGGUACGCGUUCGGCCCGUGCUGGGAGCCGGUGGUAGCGCAGUGCAACCUCAGCUUCGAGAAGAUCCUGCAUCCGUCGCGCGACCCGAGCCCGCCGCUACCGUUUUGGGACCGGAUGCGACUGGCUCUUCACGGUAGGCUGACGCUCUGCGUGAAACGGCUGACGGUGCUGCUGCACGGCUCCCUGGACCCUUACAAUACCACGGAGGAGAUGGAGCUGACGUGGACCGGGCUGGAGCUCGACUGGACCCAGGGGAAGAUCAUCAUCAAGGGGGACCUCGACGUGUACGUGCGUACGGCUAGUAAAUACGACGACUGCCGAUUGCUGCACUUGCCCAACGUCAGGCUGAGCAUCAAACUGGCGUGGGUGUGUCUGGGCGACCCGCGAGACCAUCACGCCGCUGUACCCUGCGCGCCGGACCGGCUGCCCGAAUACUCCAGCAAUCAGGAGCACGACUCGUUCAGGGCGUUCCGCUCGCAGAAUCUCAAUGUCAGUCUCUCGCUGGAGACCAAACCGACCGGUUCACCCACGCUGACCAGCGCGCCAACGGCCCUCCUCUACGGCAGCACGUUGAGAUGGUUCGAGAACCUCAAACUGAUCCUGUCGGGCGCGACGCGACCCACGAGGAAGGGCCCGCUCUUCAAGAACAUCAGGCCCAGGAAGAAGCAGCUCAGCAGGCACUACCGGAAGGUCCGGCUGACCCUGGCCUUCCACCGAUUCCACGUCAACUACUGGAUGUCCUUCGCGAUGCAACGGGGCUUCGAGGUGACCGGCGGCCGAGUCGCCUGCAGCUCGGAGCACAAUCUGGCGCUGCACCCGAUCGACGACGGGCUGAUACACCGCCCGCGCGCCGAGUGGUCCGUCGUCUACAUGAAUUGCGAGCUCAGCGACGCCGAGAUCUGGCUGAAGAGCGCGCUGCAGGAGGAGGAAGAGAGCGCCUCGCUGCGUCAGCCGGUCGAGAAGUGCUACUGCUUGAGCGUCGCCCGGGUCAGCUACGGCAGGGAGGCGAUGGUCGCCGGUGUAGGCGGCGACACGCCGAUCCACCGGCUGGUGGUGCACGAUCUGAGAGGCGCCUGGACCAAGACCAACCGCGACGUCGCGUUCGCGCUCUUCGACUCCUUCAUCAAGACCCAGCAGCUCAAGAAGAACCUCUCGACCGCGGCGCUCAAGGGCUUUCACCGGGACAACAGCACGCCGCACAAGAACCGCCGCACCAGGCCCUCCGUCGGCGACCAGCAGAGCGCACCCACCCAGGCGACGCCCUCGUCCACCGUGAAGCCGCAGCAAGGCGAGGCGGUCGGGAUGCUGCAGAGAUUGAUAGCGGAGGCUACGAACAAACCGGUCGCUUUCAGCGACGAUCUCUCCGUGCAGACCAGGGGUCAACAGUUGCGUGGACUGGCGGCCUGUCAUCAGGACGACGUCCUGCACAAGAAUUGGCUGAUCGCUCUGGUGAACAGCCAAGUGUUGUUGAAAGGCAUCGAGACCCGCGGCUACGUGAUUCUCUCGGCUGCCAAGGCGGAGAUAUUGCAGAGAGUCCAUCAUCCGGUUUGGAAGGAGCGGUCCCUCGUCCCGAAGACCACCUGGGUCGGCUCGCUGGAGUGCAUGCAGUAUUACGCCACCGUGAGCGCGAACAUCGACGACAACAUCGACGAUAACAUCAUGUGGUUGACGUUAGAUAACAUACAAGAAAAAGACUCGACCGUCAUCGCCGGCUUGCCGGACGUGCCAGCGCUGGUAGGGUCCGGUCAAAGCGUAGGGGGAGUGGUCAGUGAGACGGUAGGAGGCGGGGGAGGCCCCCAGCACCAACUGCAGCGCAUAGUGUCCCGCUGCAAGUGCGAGUUCUUCUACGUCGGCUACGGUCAGACCUUGGACGUGGGCUCGGUGGACCAAGUGCCGCCGCCGCCCAGAGAGGAGGUCAGCCUGUGGGAGAGGAAGGACCUGUCCGCGGCCGACGCGUUCACGCUGAUGCAUCAUGAUCUGGACGUGUGCACCAACUCGUUGCAAUACGCGAUGAUCUUGGACAUAGUCAACAACUUGCUGCUGUACGUGGAGCCGAGGCGAAAGGAGGCCUCGGAGAGGCUGCAGAGGAUGAGGUUCCAGCUGCAGCUGCAUUCCGUCGAGGACCAGAAGAGGCCGAUACAGCAGCUGCAGAACGCGGUGCGCUGCCUGGUGGCGAAAUUGAGAAGGUUGGAGCGCGAGACGUACCUGGUGCAGAAGGCGUUGGCGGACGAGUCGAGUCCGGAGUUACUGACGGAAAUGGAACGGCUGGAAGCGAGCGUGUUCGAGUGCAAAGAGCAGCUCAGCGCCAAGGCGGAGGAGCUGGACGUCAUGUUGAACUGUUACAAGGAGACCACCGCUCCUGCGGCCGCGUCGGCUACAUUGAAGGACAAGCCGGCCGCGGUAGCCAGGGUGGCCGAGAUCUGCUUCAAACACGCUCAGUGGAGGCUGACGGACGCGGACGGUCAGCUGGGCAUCGCCGAUCUCAUCCUCACUAAUUUCCUGUACACGAAAACGAGCAAGACCGACGACUCGGUGGAGCAUCUGCUGGAACUCGGCUACGUCCGGAUGACGAAUCUACUGCCGAAUCAGAUCUACACAGAAGUGCUCACGCCGACGGAGUUGCAAAGCAACAUGCCUGUCGAUCGGCAGAGAGCUCUGAGGGUCUUCUGCAGGGAGAAGGCGCCGGUGGCGGGUAUAUCUGUGAAGGAGCACUUCGAGAUCAACGUGGUGCCUCUUACGAUAGGCUUGACGAAGAAGUUCUUCAACACUAUGCUGAAAUUCUGCUUCCCCGAGAGAGAUCCGGAAGGCAUAGAGGAAGCGCCAGCGCCGCAACGCGAUUCGUCCUUUUACGUGCCCAUCGAGAGGAGAGACGACGUUGAGAAGAUGAAGGAGCGGGCUGACAAGAACAAACUGUUCAUAUACAUCAAGAUACCGGAAGUACCUGUCCGCGUGUCGUACAAGGGGAAUAAGGAGAAAAAUCUCGAAGACGUGCGCGACUUUGCGCUAGUCAUACCGACUUUGGAGUAUCACAACGUCACAUGGACGUGGCUCGACUUGCUCCUGGCUAUGAAGAGCGAUUCCAGACGCGUGAUACUGAGUCAAGCUAUCAAGCAGAAACUGCAGAUAAAACCGAGGGGUCCACCCGAGGAAUCAGCACCGCAGGAAGAGGAUAAGGCUCGUCUUUUGUUAGGUACCAGGCAUCUGCCCGGAGACGCGAGAAAGAAAAGCGUUUUUAAGUUCAAGUAAUUUAUAUAUGCACCCCAUGUAGGAUUUCCUUCUUUUUUUAUGUAACAUAAUAACUUAUUUAUUAUUAUGGCGUCGGUAAUCGUUGCGUACGAUCGUGUCGUGUACAAAUAAAUUGUACAGAUUAAUUAGCACCUAAAGGUAAUACACUAAUAUACGCAACUUCCUGAGAUGUUGAAACGCCUCCGCGUUUCCGUUUCCCGCACCUCGAUUACAAUGGCUAAGAUCAUUGCGACGCUUGCAGAUAGGCGUUAGAAACGUUUGAUCCUAUAUGACCUCUGACAAGUAUGUAGAAGCUUAGGACUCUUUUACUCGUACGUUACUUUAUUUGUAAUUAAUAAUUUCUUACGCUAUGUUAAUAAAAAUAAUCUCAUUUUGAUAAUUA
This is a messenger RNA of Dinoponera quadriceps, 7021 nucleotides long. RefSeq names its product protein KIAA0100 (gene hob). The coding region runs from base 370 to 6639 and encodes 2089 amino acids. The record is from RefSeq and is a predicted model, not a curated record. NCBI's taxonomy places the organism in Eukaryota, Metazoa, Arthropoda, Insecta, Hymenoptera, Formicidae. The transcript has 15 exons.